This is a messenger RNA of Pezoporus occidentalis (night parrot), 15629 nucleotides long. RefSeq names its product trinucleotide repeat containing adaptor 6B (gene TNRC6B). Gene Ontology annotation, biological process: positive regulation of nuclear-transcribed mRNA poly(A) tail shortening; miRNA-mediated post-transcriptional gene silencing. The coding region runs from base 321 to 6008 and encodes 1895 amino acids. Gene Ontology annotation, cellular component: P-body; nucleoplasm. Gene Ontology annotation, molecular function: nucleic acid binding. The record is from RefSeq and is a predicted model, not a curated record. The transcript is spliced from 26 exons. Lineage: Eukaryota; Metazoa; Chordata; Aves; Psittaciformes; Psittacidae.
UUUUUUUUUCUUUUAGUUUUUUUUUUUCUUUUUUUUUUUUUUUUUACUCCCCCCCCGUGUGUUUCGGAAGGGGGGAGGGGAGGGCGCUUCACGCUGCUUCUUCGUGUUUGUUUCCCGGGUUCGUGUUUCCCGGUCGGCCGGGCCGGGCCGCCACGGCACUGAGAAGAAGGGGGCUCAAGCGUACCGCGGCGGCGCCUCAGCGGGUUUUGUUUUUGCACUGAAUGUAGCCAGGACGGAUCCUUGUGGGCUUUGGCAGCCCUUGGAAACUGUCAAAGGCAGUAUUUUGCAUUUCUGCAGAGCUUUGCACAGAUCCUGUUCCCAUGCAAACUGAUGAGGGAGAAAUACUGGAGGAAGGCAGUCCCAAGGUCAGUGAGAUGGAACAUGAGGAUUUUGUAAUGGAGGGGCAUGGCAAGACUCCACCUCCUGGUGAAGAAAACAAACAAGAGAAGGAGCAAGAAAGGGAAGAACAGUUAAUGGAAGACAAGAAAAGGAAGAAGGAGGAUAAGAAAAAGAAGGAAUCUGCUCAGAAGGUCACAGAUCAAAAAACCAAAGUGCCCGAAGUGACGAAACCAAGUUUAAGCCAACCAGUGGCUGCCAGCCCAAUUGGCAACUCUCCAUCGCCACCAGUCAAUGGUGGCAACAAUGCCAAAAGGGUGGCAGUGCCGAACGGACAACCGCCAAGCGCCGCCCGCUACAUGCCUCGGGAGGUGCCGCCGCGAUUCCGUUGCCAGCAGGACCACAAAGUGUUACUGAAACGUGGGCAGCCCCCUCCGCCAUCCUGUAUGCUCCUUGGGGGUGGAGCAGGGCCUCCUCCCCCAACAGCACCAGGAGCAAACCCAAACAACGCACAACCAGUGACAGGAGCACUGCUGCAGAGCGACAGUGGGACUGCAACAGAUUCAGCAAUUGGAGGUGCUGCUGCUUCAAAUUAUGCAAAUUCCACUUGGGGUCCUGGAGCCUCCUCCAACAGCGGCACCAACGCCAACCCAACUCACAUCUGGGACAAGGUGAUUGUAGACGGGUCUGACAUGGAAGAGUGGCCUUGUAUUGCCAGCAAAGAUGCUGAGUCUUCUUCCGAAAACACCACCGAUAACAACAGUGCCUCGAACCCUGGCCUGGAGAAGAACGCUCUGCCAGGAAGCACCACUAGUAACAAAGGAAAAGGAAGCCAGUGCCAGUCUGGAAGCGCUGGAAACGAAUGUAAUCUUGGGGCCUGGAAAUCUGAUCCCAAGGCUAAAUCUGUUCAAUCUUCCAACCCUGCUGCCGAGAGUAACAAUGGACUAGGUAAUUGGAGGAACUUGAGUGGCCAAGAUAGAAUCAGUCCCAGUACUGGCUUCAGCAACUUUAACCCAAAUAGCAACCCAUCUGCUUGGCCAGCACUGGUUCAAGAGGGCAAUUCUAGGAAAGGGACUUUGGAAUCUGAUAGCGGUAGCUCCAAUGCACAGAUUAGCACAGUAGGUCAGACCUCUAGGGAACAGCAGUCAAAGAUGGAAAAUGCGGGUGUUAACUUUGUCUCUGGCAGAGAACAGGCUCAAAUUCAUAACACUGAUGGACCAAAAAAUGGAAACACUAACUCCUUGAACUUAAGUUCACCAAACCCUAUGGAGAAUAAGGGAAUGCCCUUUGAAAUGGGCUUGGGGAACCCUUCCAGGAGCACUGACACCCCUUCACAAAGCACUGGAGAAAGAAAGACUGGGAGUGUUGGAUCUUGGGGUACAGCUAGGGGGUCUUCUGGAACUGACACAGCCUCUGGACAGAGCAAUUCUGGAAACCAUGGGAACAAUGGAAAGGAUAGAGAGGACUCCUGGAAAGGAGCUUCUGUUCAAAAACCUAAUGGGUCAAGAAGUGAUUCUUGGGAUAACAGUAACCGGUCUACGGGUGGUGGGUCUUGGAACUUUGGCCCUCAGCAUGCAAAUGAAAGCAAAUGGGGUGAAGGGAACAAAUUAACAUCUGGGGUCUCUCAGGGAGAAUGGAAACAGCUGUCUGGGUCUGAUGAACUGAAGAUUGGAGAAUGGAGUGGUCCAAACCAACCAAAUUCUAGCACUGGAGCAUGGGACAAUCAAAAAGGCCACCCUCUUCCUGAAAACCAAGGCAAUUCCCAGGCUCCCUGUUGGGGAAGAUCUUCCAGCUCUGCAGGAAGUGAGGUUGGCGGUCAAAGCACUGGAAGCAACCACAAAGCAGGAAGCAGUGACAGUCACAAUUCUGGACGCCGAUCAUAUAGGCCUACGCAUCCUGAUUGCCAGGCAGUCUUGCAGACUUUGCUGAGCAGGACUGAUUUGGACCCCCGAGUGCUUUCAAACACGGGCUGGGGCCAAACCCAAAUUAAGCAAGAUACCGUGUGGGAUAUUGAAGAGAUGCCACGGCCCGAGGGGAAGUCUGAUAAAGGAACUGAGGGGUGGGAGAGCUCUGCCACACAGACAAAGAACUCAGGGGGCUGGGGCGAUGUACCCAGCCAAAGCAAUCAAAUCAAGUCUGGAUGGGGUGAGCUCUCAACCCCAACAGAGUGGAAGGACCCCAAAAAUACUGGAGGAUGGAAUGACUAUAAGAACCCCAAUUCUUCUAAUUGGGGAGGAGGAGGAAGAACAGAAGAAAAAUCAUCUUCCUCUUGGAAUGAGAAUUCCAGUAGUAAGGAUCAGGGGUGGGGUGGACGGCAGUCUAAUCAAGGAUGGUCUUCUGGAAAGAACGGUUGGGGAGAGGAAGUUGACCAAACAAAGAACAGCAACUGGGAAAGUACAGGAAACAAGCCAGUGUCUGGUUGGGGUGAAGGUGGGCAGAAUGAGAUUGGAACUUGGGGUAAUGGUGCAAAUACAAGCGCUGCUUCAAAAGGUGGGUGGGAUGAUUGUAAAAGAACUUCAACGUGGAAUGAGACGGGUCGACAGCCCAACUCCUGGAACAAGCAGCAGCAACAGCACCAGCAGCAACAGCAGGAGUCUUCUGGUUCCUGGGGUCCACCGCCCCAAACUCCAAGUAACGGGCGACCUCCAAACCCAAACUGGAACAGUGGACCACAACAAGCUGCCCCCAAAGAGGAGGAGCCUAGUGGCUGGGAAGAACCUUCGCCACAGUCAAUCAGUCGGAAAAUGGAUAUUGAUGAUGGCACUUCAGCAUGGGGAGAUCCUAGCAGUUAUAACUACAAGAAUGUGAACCUGUGGGACAAGAACUCACAAGGAGGACAGGCCCCACGGGAGCAGAGCCUGCCUACUCCAAUGACUAGCAAAUCGCAAGCAUCAGUCUGGAGCAAAAGCACUCCACCUGCUCCAGAUAAUGGUACGUCCGCCUGGGGUGAGCCAAAUGAAACAAGUCCCGGGUGGGGUGAAGUAGAUGAUACAGCAGCAUCAACAACAGGCUGGGGGAAUGCACCUUCCAACGCCCCGAAUGCCAUGAAAUCUAGUUCUAAAUCUAUGCAAGAUGGCUGGGGAGAGAGUGAUGGGCCAGUGACAGGAACGCGUCAUUCCAGCUGGGAAGAGGAGGAGGAGGGAGGAGUCUGGAACACAGCAGGCUCUCAGGGAAGCAAUUCCUCCCACAACUCAACAAGCUGGGGGCAAGGAGGAAAGAAAACACAAAUGAAGUGCGCAUUAAAAGGAGGAAAUAGUGAUUCAUGGAUGAACCCUUUAUCCAAACAGUUUUCAAAUAUGGGCUUGCUAAGUCAAACUGAGGACAUUCCAGGCAGUAAGAUGGACUUGUCUGUAGGUGGUCUCCCAGAUAAGAAGUUUGAAGUAGAUAAACGAACCAUGAAUCUUGGGGAUUUUAAUGACAUGAUGAGAAAGGAUCGAUCUGGGUUCCGUCCAUCUAAUUCCAAAGACAUGGGAACCACAGAUAGUGGGCCUUAUUUUGAGAAGCUGACUUUGCCUUUCUCCAAUCAAGAUGGGUGCCUUGGGGAUGAGGCUCCCUGCUCUCCCUUCUCCCCUUCUCCCAGCUACAAGCUGUCUCCCUCUGGUUCCACACUAUCCAACGUCAGCCUUGGGGCAAUCGGCUCAGGGCUCAGUCCCCAAAACUUCGCUGCUAGACAAGGUGGCAAUCAUGGUUUGUUUGGAAACAGCACAGCACAAUCGAGGGGCAUGCACACACCAGUGCAGCCACUAAAUCCUUCCCCCAAUAUCCGGGCGCAAGUGCCUCCCCAAUUUCUUUCUCCCCAGGUUUCGGCCUCCAUGCUCAAACAAUUUCCCAACAGUGGCUUGAAUCCUGGUCUUUUCAAUAUGGGCCCCCAGCUUUCUCCGCAACAGAUUGCCAUGCUGAGCCAGCUUCCACAGAUUCCCCAGUUUCAAUUAGCAUGUCAGCUCCUCCUUCAGCAACAGCAGCAGCAGCAACUGUUACAGAGCCAGAGGAAGUUAUCUCAAGCUGUGCGGCAACAGCAGGAGCAACAGAUUGCUCGUAUGGUGAGUGCCCUCCAGCAGCAGCAGCAGAGGCAGCCUAGCAUGAAGCAUUCACCAUCCCACCCUGUUGGGCCUAAGCCACAUUUAGACAGCAUGGUACCCAAUCCUUUGAAUGUGGGUCUCUCAGAUUUACAGACCAAAGGUCAAAUACCUGGAUACGGUUCAGGCUUUGGCUCGAGUAGCAUGGAUUAUGGCAUGGUGGGAGGGAAGGAGGCUGGAACAGAAUCCCGCUUUAAGCAGUGGACUAUGAUGGAAGGGCUGCCCUCUGUGGCUUCACAAGAUGCCAAUAUGCACAAAAAUGGUGCAAUAGUGCCCCCUGGGAAGACUCGUGGAGGAUCGCCCUACAACCAAUUCGACAUAAUUCAGGGCGACCCCCUGGGUGGCCAUGCUGGUGAUAGUUGGUUACCUGCCAAAUCUCCACCAACGAACAAGAUUGGAAGCAAAUCCAGCAACGCCAGCUGGCCUCCAGAGUUCCAACCAGGAGUGCCAUGGAAAGGUAUACAAAACAUUGACCCUGAAUCUGACCCCUAUGUGACCCCUGGAAGUGUGCUGGGGGGGACAGCCACAUCUCCCAUUGUAGAUACUGACCACCAACUUCUGCGGGACAACACCACAGGGUCUAAUUCUUCCCUCAACACCUCGCUGCCUUCACCUGGUGCCUGGCCCUACAGUGCCUCUGACAAUUCCUUCACCAACGUUCAUAGCACUUCAGCAAAAUUCAGUGAUUACAAAUCAACAUGGUCCCCAGAUCCCAUAGGACACAAUCCCACUCAUCUCUCCAGCAAGAUGUGGAAAAACCAUAUUUCCUCAAGGAACACUACAGGGCUGCCCCGCCCGCCUCCUGGCCUGACCAACCCCAAACCAUCAUCUCCAUGGAACAGCACAGCAUCCCGAUCGGUCAGGGGCUGGGGGGCACAGGACUCAAGGCUUGGCUCUGGUGAGAAGAAUCAACUGAUAGCACCAUUGAUCAGACCUGAGGAGUGUACGUUUUACAGCACUAAUGGUUUGGAGGAAAGAAAGUUGCAGUUGUCUGCAUCUACUUGGAGUGAUGGUGGCUCAGUUCGUCCUAGCUACUGGCUGGUUCUUCACAAUCUCACUCCACAGAUCGAUGGGUCAACCUUGAGGACGAUCUGCAUGCAGCAUGGCCCACUGCUGACAUUCCAUCUGAACCUGACCCAGGGCACCGCCCUUAUUCGAUAUAACACCAAACAGGAGGCGGCCAAGGCCCAGACUGCACUGCACAUGUGUGUGUUGGGAAACACUACCAUCCUGGCUGAGUUUGCCACAGAUGAAGAGGUUAGUCGUUUUCUGGCACAAGCUCAGCCCCCUACACCUGCAGCAACCCCAAGUGCACCCACAGCAGGCUGGCAACCCCUGGAGACAGGACAGAACCAGACAGAUCCAGUUGGACCUGCUUUGAAUCUCUUUGGUGGGUCAACAGGGCUUGGGCAGUGGAGCAGUGGUGGCGGCAGCAGCAGCAGUGGGAGUGAUCUCACUGGCGCUUCGUUGUGGGGGCCCCCAAACUAUUCUUCAAGCUUGUGGGGGGUCCCAAGUGUAGAGGAUCCACACAGAAUGGGCAGCCCUGCUCCCUUACUACCUGGAGACCUUCUGGGAGGAGGGUCGGAUUCAAUCUGAACUUAGAACUUUCAACUCUGACCUCGUGACCUUUUUUGGAACAGCAGCAGCACUAACUUGACCUUUUCGUUUUUUUCAACUUGCAAUAAAUACAUUUAUAAAAGGAAAAAAGAAAACGGAGAGAGAAAAAAAAAAAAAGGUGGGUCAUUGACAGACUGUCUGAGCACAUAGUUGCCUCCCUUAUAUAACUUCAGUUUUUUCGUUUGGAAUAUGAAUCCAAAAAAGAGAACAUAUCACUCUUGAAAUACUUGAAUCAUGAACGCCAACUAGAAAGACAAUGUGAAGCAAGUACACAUACCAUUUAAAUUUAAACACAAAAAAGUAAAAAAAUUAGUUUCUAGUUUUUCACUUUUUCAUGUUAUACGGAAGUUGUUGCUAAGAAACAUAUAUACUGAAAAAAUAGCUUUUUAACUUCGUUUGCACUGGGUGUGUUUCCGUCCUUAGGUCUACCAUGUUGGGUUGGGGUAGGGGAGGGUUUCAAAAGCAAAAGGGGGGGGGGAGGGGAAGACUUGACGGAGCCUCACUUUAAAAACAAAAACAAAAACAAAAAAAAUUAAAAAGUAAAAACCCACAAAAAAAAAAAGAACAAAACAGAAAAAAAAACAACAAAACAAAAAAACCAACACUUUGUGAUUGGCUGGUUGAUAAGUACCAGUGUGUUCUGGCACAUGUAACUGCCCACGUGUGCUUGUUUCUGUGUGAGUGUGUGUGCACAUGUUUGUGUGUGUGCAUUUUUUUCUCUCUAUAUAUAUAGUCUUGAAACGCUGCAUUGCUGAUGGUCUACGGGCUGGCUGGCCAUCUGCAUGUCUUGAUUCUGAAACCAGGACGGGCAUGGUGGAGUCCUUGUGGCUGAAGCAGAAUCCAGUUGGGCUGGAUUAAAAUUCGUCAGUAGGUUUUUUUUUUAAUUCAUUUUAGCAGGGUGCUAUCUCAAAUCUGCAGAUCAUAUUGAGUGGGUAGUUGCUUCCUGGCCCUUGUUCUAACCCUGUGGUAGAGCAGAACACUGCCAUAUCCAAAGGAUUUGGUGAGAGGGGAGCCAAUGUUGUCUUUUGAGUAGCAGUAUAUUUAUUUAUUUAUGUCUGCAUGUGGGGUUUUUGUACUGAGUGAACCCUAGAAUGUUUGUUACGUAAUGCAAGCCAUUUUUUUUUUCUUCCAACGAGGGGAAAAGAGUAAAUAAGACAUUGCCAUUUUUUGUGCAGCUAAGUCAAAUUCUCUUAUUCAGUGUCUCACAAGCUUCACUACCUUUAAAAAGAACAGCAGUGUUUCUUUUCUCCCCCAGACCUAUAUAGGCACCCAUACUGAUUCUUGAAGAUUCCAUCAAAAGCUUGAAUGUCCAGCCCAACCAAAUUACUUUUAUUUGAUUGACUGCUUCUAUUAAAACUGACAAAAAACAAAUGGUGUCAGCAAAUCGCUGGCCGGCCUGCCUCAUCUCCUGAAAGCACAUGCAGCUAACUCCUUUCUGCGUCCUUCAUGGUGAGCGUUACCUGUGCCAGGCCUUGGUGUAUUACAGCGCCAGACCAUCACUGACAGAAACGUUUACUUAUGAAUGUUCUUAAACCAGUGUGUACUUCAAAGGUUUCCUUUUGUUUCUCUGUGUUGUAUUUUUCCUGUGUAUGUGGUUUUGCUUAGGGAGGUAUAUAACUAGCAAAGACUUUCUUUUUUUUUUUUCUUUAAGAAGUAUUGCACCUUUUUGUUUUUUUGUUUUUACUUUUUCUGUACUGUUGCUUUUUAAUUUCUGUACUUAAGGAAAGGUUUGGGGUUUUUUUAGCAUCAGUAUAGUAGUACUCUGGGCAGGAUAGGGGUGACCUGUAAUCCACAGUGAUAGCCAGUGUGUGCGUGCAUGUGUGCGCUGGGAACAAAACUUUUCAGACCUGUUGUGAAAAAGAGUUGUAGCAGACUUGAAGGAACAUCCCUUGACAGAAAGUGAGAGGUCUUUCGGAGGGGUGGGGAAGGGAGUGGGCCUGGGAGAAGAGGGAAGAGAGAUGCCGGUACUUCUUCCGUAAGUGCUAGGACUUCCAUGUGGUGUUGUCCAGCUGUUAUACUGUCUAUCAAAGUGCCGACAUUCUGUACCAGCACAUACCUGUCCAUUCCAGCCCUCAGCGGUAGCAGUGUGCGGGCUUUAUUAUCUGGGGGGGGGAGAGGAUAGGGGAGUCUUUCUUCAGCAUUUUCAUUGAAGGAUAUGACAAUGUCUAACACAUUUAACUCUUAAGCAUGGGUUGGGUGGGAAGAAGGAAAAGCAGAUUCAAUUAUGGGGGGGGGGGGGGGUGCGUGUGUGUGUGUGUGCGCGUGCCUGUGCAGGGGGUGGGAGGGAAGGGCUAGGGAGUUUGGUGACUUUUUUUAAUUCGCCCUUUCUAUAAAAACCCAAUGUCACAAGGAAGACUGACUGAGGGAAAUGCUGCAUAUACACAUGCCUGUAGAUUUGUAUGCAAAGUGUUAAGUGACAAAAAGUACGAGUAGGUUUGUAUUUGCUUAGUAAACUGGAGUGUGCAGCAUACUCUGGCCCCUUCUGAAUAUACUUUUCUAUCAUGUCUCCUCUUUCAUCCAUCCCACCAUGCACAAAGAAACAAAAUGCUCUCUUCCAGCUCCUGCUAGCCAGUGCCCCUUGCGUGCACACAUCCAUACAGCUUUGUUUCUGCUAGUCUCUGCUUGAAGACUAGCUGCGCUCAGACAUGCAGAACAGGUUCUUUAAAGUCCUGUGCCAGCAGUACUUCCUAGCGAAGCACCUUUGGCCUGAGUAAGCCAGUAUCCAUUCUGUCACAUGAUUUGCUAUACAUGCUGGUUCAUUGCUGUGUUCCACCCUCACUUCUCUCUCCCAACCUACCCUAAGGUCCCUUUUCCUGCACUUUGGGCUAGUUGAGGUCAUUGCGAUACUACGGUGAAAGCCGGGUGCUAGAGCCCCUCUUGUUUACAAGACAUAAUGAGGGAUUUGAAAUAUUUAAAAAGAAAAGCUAAAUUGUUCUUCCAUUGUAAGCUUAAAGGGAAAAAAAUUAAAACAUACAAAAAAAAAAGACCAAAAAGUGCAUAUAUAUAUUUUAGAUGAAGACUAACUCUGGGAGCAUUUAACAGUGUUUUUGUUUUUAUUUUAACAUUUUAUUUUCCUGCUUUAAAUUUGCAAGCAUUCUCAGGAAUUCUAGGGUAGGAAGCCAGUUUUUUGAAGAUGGUUUAUUUAACCUUAUCUUAUCCUAGAUAGAUGGCUGUUUCUUGUGAUAAACUUUUACAAGUUCCUGAAUCUUCAAAAUGUUUGAAAGUUUUUACUUUAAAAUAAAAAUGCUAAAAAAAAUAAAAAAAGAAAAAGAAAAAAACAAGAAAUCUCCAAACAUUACUGUCAAGGGGGGAACAAGAAUUUUAAAGACUGUAAGAUACAUUAAGAAAACUUCUCAAUAUCAGCAACAGAAAUUCAUUGUAAUCUUAAACAAGUUGUGGGAGAAGAAGGGUUAUCAUUUGUAGUGCUUUGUUACUCAUGCAGAUAAGUGCAGUUGCAUGGAGAAGUGUGUGAAUGGAAAUCUAUCACUUUGUUCCCUCUUGAUUGAAACUAAAUGAAAAUAUUCUUAACAAGCACCUUUUUAAAAGCAGAGUGAAACUAUAAACCUAAUUAAAAUGCAGUAUAGCUUAAAUGAAAAGAGUCCUCAGUUAGGAGGACUAGCAGGAAAUACACGAUGGUGCUUCUUUAAACCACUUUUAAGUAGUGCUAAAGAAAACCAGUGCUGACAGAAUACCCAGUAAUGAAGUAGAUUUAUUAUCCUGCCCUUUUCAAUACAGAAAAGGGAGGCAAUAUGUAAAAACUCCAGUAAAAUGUACAUUAGAAAUGAGCUUUCCUGUUUUCACCUAUUUGGUCAGUUUCAUUGCCCACUUGGAGAUUUGCUGCUUGCUUUUCUUCACCCACCCCACCUCCCAGUCUUCUGUUAUAUUUUCUAUGGGGGGAAAAUACCUGUUAAACUUUUCUGUUCACUCUAUUGCUGCUGACUGUCGGGGCUUACAGUCUUGAACUUCAGAGUUCUGUGUUGGUUAUGGCCAACUUCUGUCUCCCAGCUCUAAGGGUCAGGGGCUUAACUCUGCCUGAAAUGGCUAGGCUCAAACCACAGAGACCGCGUUAGUGCCUUUUUACAUGCACCCACAUGCCCUACAGUAGGGAAGGGAAGAGAAGAUGAGGCAAAGUGAGGCAGUAUAGCCACUUGAUGGAAGUAGAUGUUCCCAUUCUUAAGGAAAAGAGCAUACUGUGUUAAGCAUGUCAUGCAAUGAGUUAUGAAACAGUAGUUAACUUUUUGUUAUUAAAAAAAAAAAGAUGCCAAAUUCUGUCCUUUUCAUAUCAGUUGCCCAGUGUUUUCAUGUUGCACUGUGUAUACAUCUGAGUGUAUACGUGUGUAUUGAAAAUAAUGCAUCAAUAAGAAUAAUAACGUGCUUUAAAAAAAAUAAUCCUGUCAUGGGUCAGUAAAAGGAAGGUUUAUUUAGGGAGUUUGGGGGGUUAUUUUAUGGAGAGAGUUUGAGCGCUUUUCCAGAGGUGUUCUACCAAAUCUGCAAUGUCCUAAAAGAGAGGAAGCUGUAGGAUUUAAUCAAAAGGAGCCCAGGAACUUGACUGUCAUUUGGAAGCAGGUUGUGACUGGCUGCCAGAGAGUUGGCAGUCUGGAGCUUUGACAGUCUGCUGGGUCCAAGCCUAUCAUAGUACAACAGCCUGCUCCUCCUUUUGCUAAAUGUGCAGCCUGCAAAUGUUAGUGACUGUCUCCUUAGUGAUAGUUUUCCUAAAUCAUUAAAGCAAGAUUAAUCUUAGAAUUCUCCAGCUACAGUUGACAAUUUUGUUCCACUCAGAAUUACAUGUAGCUAAUGAUGAUGUUGCUAGUACGUCUUAGUCAUGGCACUUCUGACUAUGGCAAGUGAUUCCUGAGCACUGUGCUAACCGGAUUCAUCUUCUGGGGACAACCGGCACUCAAUGUAGUAAAUAAUUCUGCUACCAUUUGAGCUCAUAACAACGAAAGGUCAGCAGCAAUUGAUGUUAGAGUACUUCUGGGCUUUUACAGAACUGUUCCAUGGAGGGAAUCUGUGGCAUCAUCUUGUUUAAACUUAACAACAAAGGAGGUGGUUAAAAGAAGCUGGGGAAAGCACAGCUCAGAAUAGGCUAUGGGCAUCUCCUUCUAGAGAAAAAUAAAACAUAACACCCUUCACUAAAAAACAUUUUUUUACUUUCUCAAGUGACAAACAGAACUCUUUUUAUUAUUUUGUUCUUAGUUUUGGUUCUCCAGGGUAUAUACUUUAAACAUACACAUACUCUACAGGUGGUUUCAGCAUUCCAGGUUUUCCUCCUGGUUUUGACUCCUCCAUUGCUUAUUUUGUAAAAGAAAAAAAGAAAUACAUUUUAGCAGUCUUGUAAUCAAAUAUCCAUUUGUUACCAGCCACUUUACCCCACCCUGCAGUGUGUAUCAAGCUGAGAAUUUUUUAAUGGGUUUGAUCUUUUACUGCAUUUCAGUAUUUCAUUUUAGCAGUGAAAUAAAAUCUAACAAGAGUACAGCUCAGAAACCUGUGCUGAGAACUCUGGCAUUUACUUUGGAAAGCAGCUGUAGUACUAUGUACUUUGGAAGACAUGCCAUCUUUUCCUUACGUUUUUAUGCUUUUACCUGGGCGCUUGCCCAGCAGUCCAGAGAGUGGGUUUUUUGUUGGUUUGGGUUUUUUUUCCAGUCACAGGGUGUCAGGUUUUCCUUACAAGUUUUUUAUUUUGCUUCAUGUUAAGUGGCUUGUGUAAUGAGCAAGAAUAUUAAGCCAAGUGUGUUUUCCCUCUGCAGUAUAAAUAGGGUGUUUUCAACAAACUGGCUGGAAUAACCACCUCAAGGAUUAAAUAAAAUUGAACCUUCACAUUAAUUUGGCUUCCCCAUCCAUGAAAUUUCUAAACAUCUACUCCUUAGAAAUUUUCCCCUAUUCUUUCUUCCUGAAAAUGCUGCCACAUCUUUCACUGUGUCUCAGUAGUACAGCUAAACGAUACUGUAGGGGUUUUUUUUGCUUCAUUCUUAAUUACGUUUAGCUCUUAGGCUUCUGAUUUUGCUUGUGUGUAUUUUCUCCCUGUUGACUUUCAAAGGAGUAUAUUUUGGGUAUGUGAGAAACCCAAAUUUGGCCAAGUCUGGUCCAGGAAAUCAGGAGUGAUCCUCAUGUGAUUUAGUCCCACUGACCUUAAAUGAAUGAGUACUGCUUGGGUAAGGGCUCUUUGUGUAAUAAAACCUAGCUGGACCAGGGCCAAGGUAGCACAUGAAGAUCUGUUGUAUUUCCGGUGCAGCAAACAUCUGUGUUGCAUGUAUCACAUUCACUGCAAAUCAUGUCACCUUAGUAUCCAGGUUUCUCAAGUGGUUUGGAAUGCUGGGUUUGCGGUAGAUGAUUAUUAGCAUCUCAGGGUAUGAGUCCUGACUGAGUAAAAGGUAGUUUUUUCUCUCUGAAGAGGUAAAGUUCACCUGGCAGAAGCAGCUUUCUUAAUUGUAAAUAUGCAUGCAUGUAUUUGUGGGCAGGAAAGUAAUACAAAGAAAAACUAAGUUGAAAUGAAUUAUAGAAAAUAAACAACAAAACAAAAAACCAAACAAAUGCUGUUGAAGUGCAACUUUGGUCCUGAGUCUGAAACAACAUAUGCAGAAUCUGUUGGUUUGUCUAAAUCGAUAUUGCACAAAAUACCAUUUCUGUUCUGUAGUUUAUUUGCUACUAUUUUAGAGUUAGGAACUGAUAGUCUUAGAUCCUAUCAGUUAUUCCCACUGUGGUCAAAAUACGAAUGUCUAAAGCCCAAACUCUCUUCCGUUUCCUUCCCCUCCAGUAGUAGGCUUCCCCCUGUGGCAGAAGGAUGGCAACAUCAAUGGGGAGAAAUAAGCAAAAUUUCCCAGUGUAGACAGAGCCGGUUUUCCCUGUUGUCCUGAAUUCACAACCAGACCUAAAACACAAAUCAAAAACUAUGCUGUAGCAGAAUUGUUGGUUGGGCUAAAUGACAGGGGCCUAACUGGAGAUUUUUACUAGCCUUGCUAGUUCAUGUCCCUCACAAUGUUUUGCAUAAGUGUCCCAUCACUGUAAAUACCAGUGUUGCUGAAUUUUACCAAAGUUCCCCUGCAGUAGAUAAUAUUAACUAGGUCCAUUUUUGUAAUUACUCGCCAAGCAGAGCUUUGCCUACAGUAGAAUUCAAGGGUCUGUCUGCAUUGCUAUUAAAACUGAGUCAGGGUCCUGUUUAAAAUAUAGCUCUCUAUUAUGUGGUGUUACGUGAGACUUUGUGAUGUAGUAACUAUAGCUUCUAAUCCUUAUAUGAAAAGUGAUUUAAGGUUUUAUCUGUGCUACAAAAAGCGCCACAGCUCCCAGUGGUUUGGAGCCUACUUUUAAAACUACUGUCAGGCCAAGACGGAUGCAGCUUCAUCUGUGUCAUGCAGCAGACAACAUCCGUUUGCAUCCACAGUUUGUGUGCGUGUUGCUUUUCAUCAAGCUAUGCAGGAAAGCUGUUCUCUCAAAGUCUCUCAGACUCCUGUGCUGUAUGAGCAAGCUUCUAGCAAAUCAAGUGCCCUCUGCAAAGAGCUAUUUUCGCCCAGUAUGUGUGACAGCUGGGACUGGUGACAUUUGGCAGUGUUAGGUCUCCUGUUAAUGUUGUAGUGAGAAAGGGAGUUCCUUGACUUGACUCUGACAGCCUUUCUGUUAAUGAAUACAGAGCACUCCAGAGGAAAAGGAAAGAGGAAAAAUUCAUUGUGCCAGCCAGCAUUAAGUAUUCUUGCAGCAGACAUUCUAGACUGUGGUGGGCAGAGGGGAAGAGACUGGAGAAGUUUGCAUGGAUGCGCAAUACAAGGAGGCUCUUGGUUAUUAGUGUGGUGUUGCAUUCACAGAAAUAAUUUCCUCUUUUUUUUUAAUCUGUUCUUUUUUUUUUUUUUUUUUAAUUGAGACAUAGUGGAAACUUCUCCUGUUUCAGGUGAAACACAACCAUAAGUGAACAUUGUCUUCAUCAUUUACUGUUGAGCAGUAAGAGCAGGUUGCACAGCUUGUUAGAAUAGCUAUUUUAGUGACAUGGUUAUGAUAUUAUGUGCUUUCUUUCCCCUCCCUCUCCCUGCCAGAUAUGGCUUACCCUUUCUAUAUAAGGCGCUGUGUGGGUUUUUUUGUUUUGUUUUGGGAAUGUGUGGAGAAGAAGCAAAAUGAAGUGAAAAUGCAAGCCAAGGUAGAACAGCCUUACUUUAGGGGGUAGCCUUACAACAGAGCUUUAUAGUGAGUGUGCUGUAUUCCAAAAUAUGUAAGCCAAAAACAAAAAGAAAAAGCAUUCAUUUAUGCAAAAAAAAAAAAAAUUUAAAAGAGGUGUUGGAAGACUUCUUUAAUAUUUACCUUCUAAAGGUAGAGUAAGGUCUCACCAAGUGAUACAUUAUUGUGAUACUUCUUGCUGAGUCAGUAGGGAUGGGUUGGGGUAUAAGCGCUUAACAUUUUCCUCCUAUGUUUUUACAAGCAGUAAGUUAAAUGUGGUAUUUAUGAAUGUGCCUUUGUGAGUAUAGUGACUGUCUAACUGAGGAGACCACUUGGGCUGGAGGGGAGACAAUGGUCAAUUUAUUCUUUCAAGAGGUCAGAUACUGAGAUUGCAGCCCACUGGUCCCUUUUGACAAGCAGCAUCUUUGGGCUGGUCUCUACACUGCACAAUACGUAUUCAUAUGUGGUAGAGAUUGGGGGGGGGGGGGGUGCUAAGGGAUGUCAUGUGAUGCACAGAAGCUGUUGAUAGUUUUAGGCUAGUCUGCCAUUGCAGGUUGAGUUUGUAAAUGUAUUGUGUGGCUUCUCUUUAUGUUUGUGUGCAUGAGUGUGCGUGUGGCUUUAUUUUUUGUAAGCACUGGAGAAUUGAAACACAGUGAUGUUUGAGACAAAUUUAUACAUGCAGAGAAGAUGAUGUUUUGUAGCUUCUGUUAAAUAGUGGGUGCAGGCACACUUUUACCCUCUCUGUCCAUGUCCUGAUAAGAAAAACAGGAAAUUAUUUUUUUCCAACCCUUCAACUUCCAGCACACUUAAUGUUGCCAUUUAAAUGAACAGGGUAUUACAGAAGAAGAAAAAAAAAAAAAGAGUUUUUGAAAUGGUGAGGUAGAAGUGUUUAAAGAAAGGUAAAAAUUCUGAAGUAAUUUUUGUUUCUUCGAAGCUGUUUGUAGCUAAACAUGGGAAUCUGCAGUGUCUCCUUCCAUUUGUUUUUUUUUUUUAUUUUCCUAAUAAUUCACCUCUUCGUCCCACCCAAAACAUGAGGUGUACAAGAACAAGAGCUGUUGCUGUAGCCCUUCAUAAUUCCCACCCUGAAAAGAAACUCCAGUGGGAUCCCUCAGCUCUAUUCAGGAAGACAAAGAGAGGAGAGACUCUGCAGUUUUCUUUGCUUCGCUCUCAUUCCUCUCUAAUGGCCUUGAAAUGUAUUAUUAUGCAAAUGUGAAUUUUGAUACUGAACUUAAGAAGAGGUUGUUUGUUCUUUUUUCAAAAAAAAAAAAAAGGUCCCAUAUGUGGUCAGCAUUGCUUCUUUAUUUUGUAAGUGAAUUGUAAACUAUGCAUUCUGCAAAGGGGGUGUAGGGGACAAAGAUAGCUUUGCUAAACUGUUAGGAGUUUCUGUGUCCAUGGUAUAUCUAUUAUAGUUUGGGGAAGUGGGGAGGUGAUGCCUUUGAAACAAAAAAGAGUUGAAAAGAA